GUGCUAUAAAGUUGCAACAUGUCACAUAAACAGUAAGUGAGCUUGAAGAUAUACCUAUACUGAUUACAGAAGCCAGAAUUAGAAAUUAGGAAAGUACAUAACCAAAACAUUCAGCCACGGUGGAUAGGGAAAUAAGACAUAUUUCACAGUAGCAAAACAAGAUAUUAGAAUAGUACAUGUACAUAACCAAAUUAUCGUACUACAUGGAAUUCCACUGUGAAGAGAGAAAGAAGACAAUAUGUUGUUUACAGAAAACAUAUUAAACAGGAUUAACACAUGUAUGUGACACAUUUAUGUGACGACUAUCAUUUACCUUCUUAGUAAAAGCUGAACCUGCAUUCUGGUCAACUGACAUGGUUUUUGGCAUUAUAAAAUUAUUCAAACUAUUUUGUUUAUUUUUCAUUGUAGUGAAUUUCUAUUGUAUAAUUAAGCUAUUCAAGGGAGACUAUGCUAUGCCACCAUACACAGAGAACACCCGGCUCUAUCAAUUUACUACUAUGAAUGAUAUAACAACAGUAUCAAAUGAUGAUUACUUUCACAGGAUAUCAAAUGAUGUCAGGGUAUUCAGUGGUCCAACUAUCGUAUCACAAAAUGCUGAAUAUCAAUACAAGGAACAAACAACAACAACACAUCUCUUAAAUAAAGCAAUGGUAUUGAAGAAAUUGAUGGAAUCCAGUAUAGUGACAAUUUCAAAGAAAGACAGAGUUCUAAACAGAGCAAAUGGCACCUUGAAUGUGUUGACAAAGGAAGACAUUAAAGAUUUCAAUAUUUGGCCAGAUUGUGACAAGCCCAAUGAUGACAGAAUACUCGAACAAAUGAGCUUAACAUAUCACCUGUCAAACAAACUGGGCAAUGCAGCUCCUAAAACCAUAAAUCUAUACUCUGGUUUUGCUGAAGACCCUAAUGUAAUUGCAGAUGAUGGAACGACAUAUUUCAAAGAUUGCCCAUUAUCCUGUAAGGUUGAGUGGAACAGACAGAGCAGCCAUCUUGAAGCUGCUGAUGCUAUUAUGUUAAUGACAUCUACCGGGAAACUCGUUCUUCCAUCUCAUAAUAGAUCUCCUGACCAAAUAUGGGUAUUUUAUAAUCUUGAGCCGGCUUGGGUUGCCAACCAGUUAAAACAUAGACUUUCAGGACCUAUUAUUAAUUGGACGAUGACUUACUACCAGCAUUCUACAAUUUCUAUACCAUACGGAAAAUACAUUAAGUUUUCCGACAGUGAAAAAUAUCCAUUUUUAAAAUCACAAAUCCAAGAACACAAACAACGUGAUAUGUACAAAGUGAAUGAUGAGAGGAUGACCAAGGAUCGACAAGCUGCAGUAUUUAUGUCAAAUUGUUUCUCAAGAAACAACAGGUUAGGAUACAUCCAUGACCUUCAACGAUACAUCAAUGUAGAUGUCUAUGGCCAAUGUGGGGACCUGUCAUGUUCUAAACUAAGGGAAAACGAAUGCUCAGAGCUGCUAGAGAAACAUUACAAAUUCUACCUAGCAUUUGAGAACAGCAACUGCCAGCAGUAUAUAACUGAAAAGUUCUUUGAAAAUGCUCUCAGAAAUCAUGUAAUUCCAGUCGUAAUGGGGGGACGCAGAGAUAACUAUGUGCAGAUGGCGCCACCAAACUCAUUCAUCCAUGUCAAAGAUUUUAAAAAUCCUGAAAGUCUUGCUAAAUACCUCAUCAAAAUUGACAAAAAUAACGAACUUUUUGAGAGUUAUUUUGACUGGCACCAACAAGGAAUGAUGAUUAACACAUUAAGUUGGUGUAGGUUAUGUACAAUGUUACAUAUAAAACAAUAUUAUCCCCCACGUCACUAUGAAAGCAUUGAUAAAUGGUGGAGAUUUGGGGGCUACUGUGAAAAAGGUAUGUUUGCAAGAAAUGAACUAUUAAAAAGAAUUAAAAAUGUUACCUAUCUAAAGAAUGAAUGAGAGUAGCUAGUACAGAUCAUGUUAUUCUGUUAACUUGUAAUAAAUUUUGAAUAUGUCAUUUUCAAAUUGUGAAUGUGCCUUAUCAUCACAUUGUGUUGAGAAUGGUGAUUGAACAUUAAAAACGC
Owenia fusiformis is the source of this 2041-nucleotide messenger RNA. Lineage: Eukaryota; Metazoa; Annelida; Polychaeta; Sabellida; Oweniidae. The record is from the annotation of a GenBank genome assembly.